AUGAAGGAGCAUUUUGAUCUACACAACAAGAGUGGAAUUGACCGCUCGGCACGAUCUCUUCGCUCCCGGUGGUCGACAAUCAACCAAGAUUUUCAAAAGUGGGCGGCCGCACAAAAGGCGGUUGACAAGUUGAACCCAAGUGGCACUAAUGAUAUAGAUAGGGUAAGUGCCAUUUCAUCCAUGUUCGUCAUGCUUGUUCUUGGUGUUUGUAGUGCUAACUUGUUUUGUUUUUUUGUAGUUCAAUAUUGCACAAAACAUGUUCAAAGGAGAGGAGAAGAAGAGCAAGAAAGGGAGACCAUUUACCUUGCCUCAUUGCUAUGA
This is a messenger RNA of Triticum turgidum subsp. durum (durum wheat), 321 nucleotides long. Lineage: Eukaryota; Viridiplantae; Streptophyta; Magnoliopsida; Poales; Poaceae. The record is from the annotation of a GenBank genome assembly.